GAGUAGUAGCUUCGAAUGCUCCACGUAAACGUCGCGUGAUCAUAACACGGGAUGAGAGAGAGAAAGAGAGACGGAUCCCACAGCCGAGUGCUCACAGUGAUGCACAGUUCGAUCGAUAUUUCGCUGGUGCCCGUUAGACUAACGCUUGCUACCCGGGCGUGAAAUUCAGUCAGCUGCGAUACAUGUUUCUGGGCAAGCAAGCCGCCAGAUUUCCGGCGCCGCAGGAAGGAAAGCCUGGCUGGUACGCAAGUACAUAAAGCUCUCACAGAGGGAAACCAACCUACUAGGCUAGCUGCCUCAGCUGUGAUUGACAAGCCUCUUGGACGACUCGGCGAGCGCGCUUAUGGGCCCUUUCAGCCGCGAACAAGCCAUCUGGAAUGCGGGAUUCGUCAACUUUUGCGUGCUGGGCACGGGUGCCGUGCAGGCGGUAGUAUCCUGGGGAUGGUAACAGCAGAAUCGAAGACUGGGAUUGAGACGCGGUCCGAGCUCAGUACAAGAAGGGAUACAGUCACGGAGGGCAGGAGACGCCGGCUUCGCGCAAACACUUGCGAUAAAUCGCUCGUAGCCGCCAGCGGAAGCAAGCGGUUCAAAUGAAAACACUCCAGCGGGGAGAGAUGUCUUCAAACGGAAUGUUCUACGGGCUUGUGUUGAUCGUAGUGUGGACGUUACUUGGGAUGUGCCACGGCGUGUUAGACAAGGUGACCAUCGUGCCUGGGGAUGUGAACAUGGGCGGCCUGUUCCCCCUGCACACGGCCGGCCAGGACGGCGACUGCACCGAGCUGAAGAAGGGGAAAGGCAUCCAGCGCAUGGAGGCCAUGCUGUACGCUAUACAGGAAAUCAAUAAGUCCGACAAGAUUUUGAAAGGCAUCAAAGUUGGUGCCCAGAUACUGGACACAUGUGAGGACUACUCUCAUGCCUUGGAACAGUCGCUGAAGUUCGCGGGCAGCCUGCUGCGGCUGGACAGUCGGGACGUGAAGUGUGACGACGGCCGGCCUGCCGUGCUGCCCAAACCGAAGCCUCUUCUGGGCGUCAUCGGAGCGGCUUCAAGCUCCGUGUCGAUCAUGGUGGCCAACAUCCUGCGGCUCUUUCAGAUUCCCCAGAUCAGCUACGCGUCCACCAGUGAGGAGUUGAGCGACAAGACCCGGUUCCAGUACUUCUCCCGUGUGGUGCCGUCCGACAGUUACCAGGCCCAGGCCAUGGUGGACAUCGUCAAGUCCCUGGGCUGGACAUACGUGUCCACCAUCGCUUCUGAAGGGAACUACGGGGAGAAAGGCGUGGAGGCCUUCCGCCGGUUAGCCACCAGUGAAGGGAUAUGUAUAGCAAGCGAAGAGAAGAUCUCCAGGCGUUCAGGUGCCCCAGAGUUCCUCAGAGUUGUUAUGAAGCUACAAGAGAAGUCCAACGCACGGGGAGUGGUCCUCUUCGCUAACGAAGACGACCUGCAGGGAAUCCUCAGCGCUGCCAGAAACCUGAGUGCCAACUUCAGCUGGGUGGGAUCUGACGCCUGGGGAUCCAAGGCAGCCCCAGUCCAGGACCACAAGGAUGAAGCAGAGGGAGCUAUCACCAUACUACUGAAGAAAGUGAACAUACCAGGGUUUGAUAAGUACUUCACCUCUCUGAAUCCUAAGAACAACAACCGGAACGCGUGGUUCACAGAAUUCUGGGAGGAAACCUUCUACUGUAAAUACAACAUGAUGGACGCCCGUGAUGGUGUGCGGCAGUGCAGUGGUCGGGAAAAGUUAGGCCGGGAUGAAAGUAGAGGUAGCAGAUACCUGCAGGAAGACAAGGUGCAGUUCGUGAUAGACGCCGUGUAUGCCUUGGCCAUUGCUUUCGACAGAAUGCACAAGGAGAUCUGCGGCCCCGCCUUCGCUACUAAGAUCUGCAGUCAGCUCAGGGACAUCGAUGGCGAGCUGCUGCUGUCCUAUAUUCGAAAUGUUUCGUUCCAUGGUGCCAGCGGUGACCUGAUUUACUUCGAUGAAAAUGGAGAUGCGCCUGGAAGAUACGACAUCGUCCAGUUCCAAAAGUUAAAUGGCAGCUAUGAAUAUGUCACCAUUGGAGACUGGAAUGGGACCUUGCGACUAACCGGGACGUGGUCCUUCCCAGGCGUCUCGCGCGGCCAGGUCCCACAGUCCGUGUGCAGCCAACCCUGUGGACCCGCCGAGAAAAAACUCAAACCCGAGAAAGGCAACGCCUGUUGCUGGCACUGUGUAAAAUGUGACGGUUACCAAUACCUGUUGGACGAAAACACGUGUCGAGACUGUGGAAAAACAAGAAAACCCAACGCCACUCAGACCGGCUGUGUGCAACUGGACAUCAAAUAUCUGCGGUGGGAUUCCGCUUGGGCCAUAUUCCCUGUGUGUUUUUCCACUCUGGGCAUCGCAGCAGCCAUAUUCGUUAUCACAGUUUUUCUGAGAUUUCAGGAAACGCCAAUUAUUAAGGCUUGUGGGAGAGAACUAAGCUACAUGAUACUGUCUGGCAUCCUCCUGGUGUAUAGUGUAACAUUCCUACUGGUGGAGAAACCGUCAGCAGCCGUGUGCGCGAUCCGAAGGCUAGGAUUGGGCCUGGGACUCACUCUUUGCUACGCAGCACUGCUCACCAAAACGAACCGCAUCUACAGAAUUUUCAAACUGGGAAAAUCGACACCGAAGAAGCCAAAAUAUAUCAGUCCAAACUCCCAGGUUUGUAUCUGCCUGGGACUGGUAGCAGUGCAGAUGCUAGGGAUGAUUGCGUGGCUCAUAGCGCAGCCACCGUCCAGUAAAGUGGAGUGGUUCAGACCACGGGAUCCACAGUUCGCUACAGGGAUGCUGCUGUGUGGGACCAGUGACGUGUCCUUCAUCUCCUCCCUCUGCUACAGCAUGGUCCUGGUGGUCAUGUCAACAAUAUACGCCGUCAAGACGCGACACAUCCCAGAUAACUUCAACGAGACCAAACACAUAGGCUUCGCAGUGUACACUACCUGCAUCAUCUGGCUCGCCUUCAUUCCUAUCUUCUUCGGCACAUCACAAGUCAUCAAUAAGGAAGAGAUCCAGUUCAUGGCCCUGUCGGUAUCCCUUAGCCUGAGUGCGACCGUCCUUCUCUGCUGCUUGUUUGCACCCAAGCUGUACAUAGUCCUUCUACAUCCAGAGAUGAACGUGCGGCCUCGGCGCGUCUCCAAGCAGGAGGCCAUGGUCCAACAGGCCGUGGCCAAGUGGAGAAAGGCCGUAGAGGCCCGUAAGACAUCCAUAGCAGAUCCCAACGAAACUGCAGAGACCUUGACCACCGUGUUGUCUUCAAGCGAGGCUCUAGUUGGCCCCAAAGACCCAAACGGUCACCGGGUGAAGUGGAGAUCCGACCUGCUGGACGGUCCCAAAGACGACUACCGAGGAGAUGCGGAGGGGGAGGAGGCUGCAGAAUCUGAGCCAGCCACCAGGUGGAGAAAGCCGCAAAGCCGCCUCUUUAGACUGGACGGAGAGGAGGACGAAAAGAUAUUACUGGGGAAAACUUCGGUAGGACAGAUCAGUCCAGCCAAGCUAAGAUGGCGCAAAGUUGCCGCUCUCGCUCUCGCCAAGCAGCGAGCGGGUGAACUGGGGAGAAGCUCGUCAGGGAAUCAUCUAAAAGAGGGUGUCAAAAUUAACGAAAACCAGAACCAGAUUUUUCCCCCAGACGGAGAAAAGAUAGGACAGUUGAGUCGUUCGCCAUAUUCCCGGGACAACCUCCCCACAAGAGGAAUACUCACCAAUAGAAACACCAACGGCAAGGAACUGGAGAAUGCCGGCAAACACAACUCUCUCAGAAGAGGGUCGUUACAACCAGAAGAUAUGCGUGUCAAAAGAAACAUUGCUACAGAUAGGAGCAGCGAUUCUGUCCACAGCAUGGGGAACAAGUGGAGAAGGGGCUCGAUGCAUGUAACCACACUGGAGGAAAAGAAAGAACCAGAGCCGAAACCACCUCAACCAGCUCCACAGACUAAAAAACCCGAGCUGUUGCGAAAACAGUCGUCUCUCGAAGAUGACAGCAGAGUAAGACGUGCCAAAGAAAGCUUUGCCGGCUGGAGAAAAAAGUCAAUGUCGGAAGACAGUCCGAUAGUGAACAAGGUUCUUGAGAAUCUUGCUCCUAAGGAGGAGAAAAAGGAAAGUAAUGUUCCAGAUAAUCUCCCCGCCUGGGCGGCGGCUGCCAGGUGGAGAAAAACCGCCUCCUCCAGUAAACUGUUGGCACAAAGGACAGCCGAGCGGCCCAAGAAGGCCACACCUAUUCCUGAAACGUCACAGACGCCGGGCAACCGCGAAAAUUCAAACGUCUUGAAGAAAACAGAUAACAGUAUAACCAAUAACCCCACGGACGUCCGAGAGGGGCCCUUUGGAUUUCUUCAGGAUAAAAACUCUAAUUAUCAGAACCCAGUGCCCAUACAACCACGGGUUCGAAACCCGCCUAUGCCUCAUAACCCCAAUCCAAGCAAUCCGACCACCCUUGGGAACAAAAGGUCGUCCAAGGAGAUUCAGGAUGAAAGCCCCACAUCACCAAAGACGGAGCUACCGGGAAUUGCUUUGAUGGCAAUAGCAAGAUGGAAACAGGCGGCAGAGGCAACAAGGAAAGCGAAGGAGAAGGCAAUCGGAAAUGUUGAAGGAGUGUUAGGAAAUAUCUUCCAAAGCGAGGAAGAGGAGGCCGCCGCACAAAACCCUGCUCUUCAGAGUCAGCGGGCUGCAAGACGUGACAAGGCGUUCACCAAUGGCGGAGUGUCCGUUAAAACAAAGGACACGUCGGUUCGAGUAGGAAUCCCAGGCAGUGAACACCCGCCGAGCCACGUCUGACAGGAACUGACGCCUUGCUUCACCGUAGAGCAAGAGCUACACAGACUAUUAGAUACUCCGGUAGAGGAACUGUUGCCUAUUUCGUCGCCAUCUUGUCAUUGCCAAACCUUUCAGUGGCAAAUCGUCCGAUAUUGUCGUGAAUAUAAACGUGAAUGUGCACAGCUAGCGCGGAAAGGACGUUUGUUGUGUAUUAUAUUUUGAUCAGGCGUCUCGUAUUACGGUAAGCAUGUUGAAAUCGUCCAUUGCUGUCACUAAUUUGGAUAAGCUACAGGAAAAAAAGAAAUAUCUACACUAACAGUCUAUAGGUGUUGAAAAUUCGUGCUCAGCUCCGUGCCCUCUGCCGAUGUUUUGAAAAUGACAGCUCCUAAAACCGGUCUGUUGCACCUCACAGGAAGCUAGAGUUUAAUUAACCCUAUUCAGACCGGGCUGUUUUGGUCAUCCCUGGACGGGGGGUGGGGGGUGGGGCUUUUGAGGCCCUCCACUUCUAAGUCCUAUAACUCUUAGACGACGUGUCGUAUUGCAACCAGAUUUUCAGGAAAUUAUAUUGACAUAAUAUCUGACAAUUUUAAGACGUUUGACGUUACGAUAACGCAAUAUGACGUAAUUAUGACGUCAUCAAUUUGAUUAUAUUGGCCAGACCCAUAAAAAAGGGUAUUCUAAGAAAACUUCAAGUUUUGCUACAAAAAUGUAACAGCAAGUGCAGAUAACAGAAUGGUAAUGUUUGUUACGACAUGUAUUGCCAAUCGCAACUUCAAUGACGUCAAACUGACGUCAUAAAAUGACGUCAUGCACCAUCUAAUAUACCAGUUGGGAUCCGCCAUAUUAUAUCCACCACCUUGAAUUUUCAAAAAUACUUUUUUUGCUACAAAUAAUCACAAAAGGUAAUGGA
Branchiostoma floridae (Florida lancelet) is the source of this 5673-nucleotide messenger RNA. Its product is annotated as metabotropic glutamate receptor 6-like. Bases 591 to 4784 code for a protein of 1397 amino acids. Gene Ontology annotation, molecular function: adenylate cyclase inhibiting G protein-coupled glutamate receptor activity. The transcript is spliced from 12 exons. Gene Ontology annotation, cellular component: membrane. The record is from RefSeq and is a predicted model, not a curated record. NCBI's taxonomy places the organism in Eukaryota, Metazoa, Chordata, Leptocardii, Amphioxiformes, Branchiostomatidae. Gene Ontology annotation, biological process: regulation of synaptic transmission, glutamatergic; G protein-coupled glutamate receptor signaling pathway.